Molecule: messenger RNA, 1449 nt
Organism: Coniophora puteana RWD-64-598 SS2
Lineage: Eukaryota; Fungi; Basidiomycota; Agaricomycetes; Boletales; Coniophoraceae
Exons: 6
Coding region: 1-1449 (482 amino acids)
Biological process (GO): protein localization to kinetochore; mitotic sister chromatid biorientation; mitotic spindle assembly checkpoint signaling
Source: RefSeq, a predicted model, not a curated record
AUGGAGCUCACAGGCAUCCGCUUCAUGGACGAGAUCACCGCGCCACGGCGGUCGACGAUCCACCCGUCCGCGCACCGGCCGCCGCGGCGCUCGUCGACGGAGAUGGAGAUCCCGCUGGCGGAGUACGUCGUGGCGAUGGCGAUCGACGUGCCGCAGUUGGAGCUGUACACGCACGUGAGCCGGGACCUGCAGACGACGAUCGAGCGCAUCAAGACGAUCUACACGGAGGCGGAGGCGGAGGCUGCGAAGAUGACGCCGGAGCUGUUUAUGGAGUUUUUGAACGCGGACGAGGACGGGCAGGCGGAGCUGCUGCAUCAGCUGAAGCUGAUCAAGGUCCAUAAUCAUGGACAGGCCAAGUCGGGGUGGUACGAUUGGAAGCUCAAGUGGGUCGAGCAGCUCUUCCAGAAGGCUGACGAGGGGUUCACACAUCUUGAAGCUGAUGCUCGGACGCUCGAAGAGUUCACGCGGGAUGCUCAGCAAAUCGUUCCCGGUCUUAGAGAAGAGUACGAGCAGAUCAUGCGCGAGCUCGAGCAAGAUCAGGCAGACAUUGCUGAACUCGAGAACUGCGAUCAAGACUACCUGAACGAGCUCAAGACGACGAUCAACGAGCAGACUGCUUCGCUCGAGCUGUUCCGAGGAGAUGUGGAAGAGAGCAAAUCCAAGCUCGCUCACCUCCAGAGCCGAAUGGAUGACAUCAACGCGCAGAAGCAGGAGCAAACCACCGCCAUUCAGGACGCGGAGUACCAGUUAAACAAGCAGAAAAACAACACGCGCGCCGAAGUUCUCCGGCUACAAGACGAACUUACUGCCCUCCAGACCUUGCAUACUUGGAAGGCGUCAAAGAUCGCACCGGACAUGUUUGAAUUCAUUUAUGCCUCAACUUAUCGCGUUUCCGUUCCUUGUGUUAAAUUCCGCCCCUUGGUUAACGACGUUGAGAUCAUCCGCCUGGACGAGGCAAAGACAAAGUACAAGGACCCGUUUCCCGCGCUCAGCCCGCUCUCAUUGGACACCGCCCGGCGCCUCGUGCACACGCUGGACAAGGACGUCGGCGUCCGGCAGAUCGUCGAGCUGCUCGGCGACUACUGGACGUCCUGUGCGCAGAUCCGCUCGCAGCUCCGGCAAGUCGCGAUCAAGUACCCGGUCACGAUCGACGCGCCCCCCUCCGGCGCGCCCUCGGAAACCUCCCCCGUCUUCACCGCCACCGCCACGCUCAUGUUCCCCUCCGUCAGAGGGAAGGCGACCGUCUCGUUUAUCUUCAAUACCCGCACCGUCCAGUCGUGGCCGAUGAGCAUCGCAUCGCUAGGAUGCGAUGUCAAAGUAUGCUACGGCGCCAUGGACCGCCACACUCUACACAACGCCAUCCUAGGCCGCCUUGGACAGGCGACCCCAUCGGACAACUAUGCUUGCUUACUCGACGCUUGUAUGGACGCCAUGGACUGCUAUGUAUAA